CAGAAUUCCGUUCCAUAGUUCACGGGCUCGAAUUUUUGAAUUUUUUGCCUCGGAGAUUGGUCAAACGGGGGAAAAAAUUAGAAAUUUUCUCUUUCAAGGAAAUAAUAACAAAUCGAUUCUUCUUUCUUCCAGUCAGCUUCGAAAUUUCUUUCUCGUGCUUCACUGCUUGCUAAUCAAAACGCCGCAUACGUCCAACCUUCCAAACUUCAACUCCGCCCGAUUUCCAAAGGCGGCGAUCUCAUCUUAUCGUUGCGCAAUCACCUCAUAAAGCUUCUUUCGGGGACUAUAUAUCCUGGGCGAUCAAGCUUGCCAUAUCCUUCUUUCUUGCAUUGCAUUCAAUCUUGUCUACUCAUCACAAUGGGCUCUACUGACGACGGCCACUCUACCCGUGGGUUUGGCACCCUCGCGGUCCACGCCGGUGCUCCUCACGAUCCCGCCACCGGCGCUGUCAUUGAGUCGAUCUCCCUUUCUACCACCUUCGCCCAGACCAGCGUUGGCAACCCCGUCGGUUUGUACGAGUACACUCGUAGCGCCAACCCCAACCGUGACAACUUCGAGCAAGCCGUCGCUGCCCUCGAGCACGCCAAGUAUGCUCUCGCCUUCUCCUCCGGCUCCGCCGCCACUGCCAACAUCCUCCAGUCCCUCGCCGCCGGGUCGCACGUCGUCUCCGUCUCCGACGUCUACGGUGGCACCCACCGCUACUUCACUAAGGUUGCUGCUGCGCACGGCGUGCACGUCACCUUCACCCCUACUAUCGAACUGCACAUCGAGGACCUGAUCCGCGACAACGAGACCAAGCUCAUUUGGAUCGAGACUCCCUCCAACCCCACCCUCGGCCUGGUCGACAUCCGCGCCGUCGUCGACAUCGCCCGUCGCCAUGGCAUCCUUGUCGUCGUCGACAACACCUUCAUGAGCCCCUACGUCCAGAACCCUCUCGACCACGGCGCCGACAUCGUCGUCCACUCCGUCACUAAGUACAUCAACGGCCACUCCGACGUCUGCAUGGGUGUCGCCGCUUUCAACUCCGACGCCCUCAAGGAGCGUCUCUCCUUCCUCCAGAACGCCAUCGGCGCCAUCCCCUCCCCCUUCGACUGCUGGCUCGCCCACCGUGGUCUGAAGACCCUGCACCUGCGCGCCCGUGAGGCGACCACCAAUGCCACCGCCGUGGCUCUCGCCCUCGAGGCCUCCCCGCACGUUAUCUCCGUCAACUACCCCGGAAUUGACUCUCACCCUCACCGCAAGAUCGCGCUCAAGCAGCACCGCAACGGCAUGGGCGGUGGUAUGCUGAGCUUCCGUAUCAAGGGUGGCCAGGCUGCCGCGCACAACUUCUGCAAGUACACCAAGGUCUUCACGCUGGCUGAGUCUUUGGGCGGUGUCGAGUCGCUUUGCGAGGUCCCCUCUAGCAUGACCCACGCUGGUAUCCCCAAGGACCAGCGCGAGGCUGCCGGUGUCUUUGAUGACCUUGUGCGCAUGAGCUGUGGUGUCGAGGAUGCCGAGGAUCUUACUGCUGAUGUGCUCCAAGCCUUGGAGCUGGCGAUUGCCUCGAACGGCAGCGCUUAAGCAGUGCGAUUAGGGUUGGGGUUAAUGGCUGGACUUUUUUUUGCAUUUUCUUUCACGAAAAUAGACGAUUUCCCUUUUUCUUGCUCUACUAGCCUGGCGACCAUUUAUUGCGAUCGAUCGGCUGGCUACAUGGAAGCUUUCUACCAAAACUGCAUUGUUUCUGCAUAUCAUUAAU
Molecule: messenger RNA, 1735 nt
Organism: Penicillium brasilianum
Lineage: Eukaryota; Fungi; Ascomycota; Eurotiomycetes; Eurotiales; Aspergillaceae
Source: the annotation of a GenBank genome assembly